AUCAGAUGAGAAGGGGGGGUCAUCUAGGAAUCCCUUGAAUCUGCUCUCAAGGAAAAAUCUCCAGAUUUUAUUUCCCUCUCUCUCUCUCUCUUUCUCUCUCUGGAUAGAAUCAGCUCGUGCGCGCUGCUGCUUUAUUUUCUAUAUCAUCGAUUCGUUCUUUUCCAUUUUUUUUUUUAAGAAGAUGCCGAAACGGGAAAGAAAAGUGAUGCAGAAAAUAUCGGGAAUCGACCGUUUGACAGCACAAGACUCGCAGUAGGAAUCAAUCAUCGAUUUGUUGCAAAUAUUUUUACUUCAUCUACAUUUUUUAGAUUCUUUUUUAUCGUUAUUUUAUUUUUACCUCGUGGGAUUAAGAUUUUUGAAUACGAGCUAAUCGAGCCGUGACUGGUCAGUGAAGGCAUCAUCACCGACAGUGUGGAGCUUUGCGCAUCGGGCUGCACGAGAGUAAAAAGUUUUUAAGAUGUCAUUUUUAUAAGAUCGCCUGUUCGCUUCACGUCCUGCUCCCAGUCGGCUGCUGCAGGCUAUGCAUUGAAAACCAGAGGCGAUUGACAAGCUGCACUACUGAUCAAACACGAAGGAGAUUUUCUUUUCUUUUUUUUGGACGAUAUCCUAAAACGCGACGAGGGGUUUGAAGUUUGCUGAGGGUUUUGCUGUGUUUUUGCUCGAACUCUUCUUUUAAAUUGAGGACAAUAGCAAAGGGUCUCUGUUGCAAACUCUGGAGAGCCGGGCUAUAUGAAGAUCGCCACACAGUUGUUGGUUUCCCCUCGCAGAAAUGCCAGUGCGUGCUGUGACCACCAGGUUCAUGUACAAGGGACUUUGCACUAUUCCAGAUAUCCUCACCUACCGGACUCCUGUAAUCCUGCCUGAGGAUGAGGUGGAAGAGAUUCGUGAGGCUUUCAAGGUAUUUGACCGAGAUGGGAACGGCUUUAUCUCGAAGCAGGAGCUGGGGACGGCCAUGCGCUCACUGGGCUACAUGCCCAAUGAGGUGGAGCUGGAGGUCAUCAUCCAAAGACUUGACAUGGAUGGUGACGGCCAGGUCGGCUUUGAAGAAUUUGUCACUUUACUUGGACCUAAACUCUCCUCUGCUGGAAUGCCCGAUAAGUUCCACGGAGCAGACUUUGAUUCAGUGUUUUGGAAGUGCGACAUGCAGAAACUGACUGUGGACGAGCUGAAGAGACUUCUUUACGACACCUUUCGUGACCACCUCACUAUGAAGGACAUCGAGAACAUCAUCAUCACUGAGGAGAGCCACCUGAACAGCCCAGAGUCCCACGUGGACAUUGACACAAGCCCAACGCAACAGGAAAAACACACGUGUGUGCGCAAAAGCCUGAUUUGUGCCUUCGCCAUUGCUUUCAUCAUCAGCGUUAUGCUCAUCGCAGCCAAUCAAAUGCUCCGCAGAGGGAUGAAGUGAACGUGCCGCUGAUUUCAAUAAGGUCGGACUGAAAAAGCUAAUGUUAACCCAAAUACGUUUCUGUUAUUGGUUUUGUUUCAGUGUUUUCAACGGCCGCAACGAUGCUACAACAGCUUCUCUCCAUAACGGAUUACUUGAUGUCAUGCAGUGAUUCUCUGUGACCACAGCGUAACAUGGUAAAACAAAAAAAGAAACUCAUUUCAAGGGCUGGUUAGUACCCUAAAGCAGUCAGACUCCAAUCUCUGAUGUUUGUAAUGAAUUAGAUAGUGAAGCAGACUGUAGAACACGUCCAUGUAGAGUAUGUGCUGUAGUGAUAGCUGUGCUGUGUCUAAUAUCUCAAAAACAAUCAAUGUUAUGGAUUCGAGCUCAAUGCAAUUUGGAAUGCGCCUAAUAACGAUUAUAGUGCUAAAGCAAUACAAAGGUAGUGAUGGGAUCAAUAUUGAUGUUUUAAAUCACCUGCUUAAAACACAAUGCAGUGUGUCUCUUUUAUUUUAGUGUUGCUAUAUUGUGUGUGUGUGUGUGUGUGUGUGUGUGUUGUUGUGUGUGUGUGUGUGUGUGUGUACUUGUACAGAUAUCUUUGUGAGGACGAGUUAGAACCCUACAAAUUUUGGCCACCUCCCACACACAAGCAUUUAGUUGGGUAAGGGGUUAGGGAAUGCAUUAUGCCAAUGAGGGUCCUCACGAAGACAAAAGUACAAACGUGUGUGUGUGUUUAUUUUUUAUAUUUUAAUUUGUCCAAUACUGUGACUAAAUACCGGUGCAACCAAAAAAACAUUCCCAUAUCUGUACUUUGUCUUUUGUGCUUGUACAAUGCUUAUACCUGCUAAACAUCAGCAUGUUAGCAUUGUCAGUGUAAACUGUUAUAGCUGAGUACUCACAGAGCCACUAGCUUGUCCAGGACAAAGUGCAUGUAGUGUAGUUAUAUACAGCUUUAGGACUACACAUGUGACAUCACACAAAUCUGUCAGAUUGCACUGAUUUGUCAUUUUAGUGAAAGAACAUUUUGUAAAGCAUAUAUUGAUGUAAAGAAGCAAAAGCAUCAAAAGAAGAAAAGUGCAUUGCCCAAGUUACUAAGUACAAAGAACCCAAGAAUUUGAAAAGAGACUACGACCCUCAACCACAUGCUGUGUUCUCCAGUCAGCCGUUCUGCAGAAAAACGCUGUCACGUAGCUCUAAGGAUGUGACAGUCUUCUAAAAAAAGAAAAACCUAAUUGGCUUGUUUUUUAUGCUCAGAGUGAGACCUCUCAGCGGAGCAGCUGGGGAUUCCUCUGUAAGUCACACAGCUGUUUACCGAGCUGAAAGGUGGAGAGCCGUCAGUUUAAGAUGGCGGUAAACAAUGAACUACAAAUUAAAAGAAUGACACCGAAGGCAAACAUCAGAUCCCUGAAAUGUCAGACAUGAGUGUGUAUGUGGGUAUUUAUGCAAAGAUUCCCAAGAUUAACAGUAAUCCCCUGCAACUGGUGAAACAUGUUUCCAUCUGCCUGUGAUACUUCAAAUGUUACAUAUUUCAAAUAUCUUUGCAUCCAAGGCACCAAAAUGAGAAGCUGUGUAACCUGGACAAGCAGCCGUGAGUAAAAACAAAUCAUAACACGCGUAGAGUCAAAUUAAACUGUAAUAUUUAUAGCAGACGAGUUAGUUCACACAACACACCUGCAUGAACAUUAAACCUGAACUAAAUGUGUGUUCUAUGUGUAUGAGGUCAAAUCUUGAAUUCCAAUGUACGUAUUCAAAUAAUUAUGCAAUUUGUAUAGUGGUCAUUGAAGGAAAUAAACUCAGUAUAUGACAUUUUCCAGUAAAUGUCGAAUUAUGUGGACGUGCAAACAAAUACUCAACACUCUGCAGUAUGCUGUGAACGAUAAUUUAACAUAUCAUGAGAAUGUUGUUUUCCGGCUUUUACAUGGAACACCAAAACAACAUAUUGUUUAAAGUAUAACAUGGUUAUAUUUUCUUACUUGGAAAAGUGAAACGUUGAAUCUAAGUGAUUUUAUUAUGAAUGUAAGCAUAAUGUUUUGUAAAAAAACAAACUAUAUCCAUAUAUAAUGUACAAAAAAAUCAGGUUUCUGAUGUAUCAUUUCCAGUUUAACUGGACAUUCAAAUACAAGUUGAUGUGUGUAUUAAGCCCAUGCUCUUACAUUCAUUUUUCUGAUUUGUUAAGAUUCAUUUUUCUGAAUGUUUUCUUUUACAAAUGUUUGUCAAAUUAGACGAGUUUUACAAAAUGCUAUAUAUUUUUCUCACUCUUUAUAUCUUAAAGUUUAUCGAAGCUCGACCGCAAGAUGAGACAGUGGCAAUAAAAGUGAUAUUUGAUCUCAUAGUAGCUGUUUAUGUAUGACAUAUUACAUAUUCAAUCACAUUACCUCUCCAUGUGGACAUAUCACAUAAUGGGUUUGUGCAAAUAUAAAAUAUAUUUAAUGUGUCAAAUCUUGUCUAAAGACAUAUAAGCAGAUAUUGUGUCCUAUUCUGUGUUAGUGUUUUAAUGAGUGGAUUUCUGUAAACUCUGUUGAUGGUUGUCUUAGUUCAUUUGAUUUAAACCGUUCGAUAUCUUCGGUUCUGUGCCUUUGUCAUCUGGAGAAUCAAAACCUGCAUUCUCACGCCCUGUCUGAUAUUAACUUUAGAAGAUUUUAGAAAGAUGCAAAACACAUUUAAUAAAAAUCCUGAAUUCUAAUCUAAUGUUAAAUGUAUUUUUGAACUGUAAAAUAUUAUGCAGUGGGAUUACUAAACUGAAUCGUUGGCUAUGUGUAUGAAGUAUUUGGAGGAAGAGUUGCAAAUGUCAAAGAAAAGGAUGAAGAAUGUGAAUUCCAAUAAGCUAAAUAAGAGUCAGACAUAUUUUGAGCUUCUGAAAUAAUGUUCAAAAAAAUAUUUGUUGUAUAUCACCUUUUGUGUGCAUGUAAAAAAAAAAAAAAGAACUACACUCACGCAUCUGAAUGUGUGAACAAGAAAAGUUCUCACGAAUUCAAGUUUGUGGAUGUGUAAUAAAGUUUUGCAGCUGUAGAAA
Molecule: messenger RNA, 4403 nt
Organism: Hippoglossus stenolepis (Pacific halibut)
Lineage: Eukaryota; Metazoa; Chordata; Actinopteri; Pleuronectiformes; Pleuronectidae
Gene: cabp7b
Product: calcium binding protein 7b
Exons: 5
Coding region: 770-1411 (213 amino acids)
Molecular function (GO): calcium ion binding
Source: RefSeq, a predicted model, not a curated record